GGGACAGAAGGGAGGCAGGACGGACACGAGCCGCGCCCGAUGAAGGAAUCAGGAAUCACAUGGCUAAUGUCUGCGGUGAAACAGGGUGCUUUGGGGGAAGUGGGUGGGGCGGGGAUACAAGAGGGGAAAAAAGAAGCUGUUAGAAGAUGGGCAGAUGGGCCAAACCAAUGAGUCCUGUCUCUGUCGUUUGGUGCCUGGUUGGAUGCGCACAGACGCACGCAUCCAACCCUUUUUAGCUCCCAACAAAGCUAGCAGCAGCGAAGCCGAGGAGACGCUAGCGGUCCGCCAGAAACAAAAGUGCCCGACAAUUCCUCCUCUGCUAAUCACAUGGAGGGCAGGCGUCCAGCGUCGGCGUGUGACGGUCCACCAGCGUCGUUUGUGGCUUCAGAAAGAAUGCAGGCUGCCUGCGGCCAUCUGCAGACUGCAUGCCGCAGCUCCCUGCUGCAUGCUAGGCAUUACGAUGGUGUGUGUGAGUGCGCGAGUGUGUGGGUGUGUGGGUGGGUGGCAGUCUGGGAGGGGCGCUGCCUGCCGCUCUGGCUGCAGGCUCGGUAUCCCGUCCACUGUCGAGCUGCCCACGAGUGCUGCGGACAUGGAUCCGGCACAAACAAAAAUGGAGGACGGAGAGUUGUUGCACCUCGGCGUCCCGUUCUCUGCGUCAGGUCUCUUUGCUCGAUAAGGUUCUGUAUUCCUAGUCCUGUCGAGAGUCGCCAAUUAAUCGCUCCCCACCCGGCGCUUCCGCCAUGUCUUGGAGGAGGGGAUCGGUUCAAUCUUUUCACACACCGAACCUGCCACCACCGUUAUAAUUACCGCUAUGCGGCCAGCUCCUCCAGCCUGUCUCCCAUCCCCUUUCCCUGUUGCUCUCCCUCCUCCAUACACAACCCACACACACUCACUCACUCUCUCGCCGCCUCAUCCACAUCUUCUAUUCCCCCGUCGCUCAUUUGCGAACCGCAGAAACAACACAUCGCCAUCUGUCUGGGAAUCUUCUCGUUCAGUGCCUGAGUGGUUCAGCAAAUCGCCUGCCGUCGUCAUAAAGAGCGGGGAUUACCUUGUCACCUUCCCAAGCUCCAAUCCCAGCCCUCAGCGUCAAUUGCGCAACCCCCUCCUAAUUGAUCCCUACCAGUGCACCCAUCUGUCACCUCCUGCCUCCAACCUCCCUACUUCGGCAGGUACCUUUAGUGCAUCCGACGCCCGAACGCCAAACACAAAACGCCACACGUCUUGCAUUUCGAGGAUAGACGACAUCAACUAUAUCAUUUCAGGGGUUGUCUGCGCACCGAAUAGUCGCCGGAACAGCGAGUACGCUUGCGACGGAGAUAAUAAAGACCGGUGCCAAAAGACCGAGUCUCGACUAGCGGCGGGGCCCCUCUCGGUUAGGUCGCCCAACUUGUGGUAAGGGGGUCUAGGCUCAAAGCUCGACGCAAGGGGGCUUCGAUUGGCCCGUUUUUACAGCGCGAUAAACGGCACCAAACUGGAUCGCGCUGGCGCAAGCCACCCUUGUUCUCUGCUUCUUCUUUCUUCUUUUUGUCGAGGACCAGCUUGCAGUUGAUCUGCAUCCGAGUCGGGGUUUUUUUUUUGCCUGCGCUCACCCGUCCAGCAGUAUCCGCCUGCCUUGCCUUACCCGGCCUUACGGAGUCUUUCUGCUCUGUCCGCUUAACCACAGACGCGCUGGGUCGAGAACCCCUGUGCAGCUCUCACCUCGGCCCAUUCCCCCACGCACGACUGUCUGACUCGGGCCGCAUCCCGUCGUGGGUACCGUACCUCCAUACCUCCCGUUCAUCCCGAGGCCUUUCCUGCCACCAGCUCGCCAUUCUAUGGCUUCGGAUCGUCACAAGCAUCGCGGCAUCGUAGCAGGACGGUAGAUGUACAACGCAACCAUGGCAUCCCUUGCCAGCCCCGAGGCCGCCGUAGCGUCCCAGAAACCGGUGAAGAGGAUGCGAACAAGCAAGCCCAAGACCAAGACGGGCUGCAGAAACUGCAAACAGAGGAGGAUCAAGUGCGACGAGCAGCGGCCCGCAUGCACGCAAUGCGUCCGCUCGCGCAAGCAAUGCACCGGGUACCCGCCCCCUGCCCACAGCUCACGCCCGUUCGAGGAGAUCCGGAUCGCGCCCAAGCCAUCUCCCCCCGCAGAGGCCACCAUCACCCCGAUCCGGAAGCCCGUCUGCCUUCCGCCCCGCCGUCCGAGGCCACCAAAGCACCCCACCCCUCCGCACACUCCUGUUGUGGCCCAGCUGCCCCUCCCGAUGGGCCCGACGCUGGGGCUGACCUUCGAUCUGGAAGAGGGCCAGUACUUCCAGCUCUUCCGCACCAGCACCGCCAGCGAGCUGUCGGGAUUUUUCGACAACGUCUUCUGGACCAGUACCGUCUUGCGCGAGUGCCACACGGAGGAGGCCGUCAAGCACGCCGUCGUGGCCCUCGGGGCCCUGUACAAGACGCUCGAGAAGACGGUCGAGUCCCCUCCAACGUCGCCCCCGGACGACGCCUAUGCCGUUGCGUCUCCUGUGGACGCCAUCUAUGGCCACUGGAGGGUCGCUAUACAGCAAUACUCCAAGGCAAUCACGGCCCUUGUGAGAAGCACCUCGCAGGACCAGAAGUCGAACCGCACGCGCCUCAUGGCGAGCGUCCUGCUUACCUGCUUCGACUCCUUCAUUGGCGAUCACAAGCAAGCCAUCAGGCAGAUCCAGAACGGCCUGGGCCUGCUGGAGAAGCUUCGGGCCGAGCGCAGGAGGUCCUUCAUGCCCAAGCCCGAGGAACCGGUCGAGGACGAGCUUAUCCAGAUGUUUACCCGCUUGGCCAUCCAGGCCAAGUCGUAUGACAUGGCCUUUCACUUCCCCGAGCCCUACGUCAUCCAUCUGGUGGCCAAGCCGGCCGAGGGCGGCUCCCCCGUUGCCGAUACGGGCUCGCCCGUCUCAACGCACCAGGAGCCUAUCCCUGACCGAUUCUCUUCGCUGAUAGAGGCCCGUGUGGCAUGGGACACCCUCUGCGAGCAAUGCUUCCGCGCCAUGGAGACUAUGACUCAGUAUUCAAAUGCUGGCCCGAAUCUACUGCCCGAGUCCAUGAUGGUAUACGGGAGGGCAUUUGCCGCCCGCAUCCAGAGCUGGUCCGACGCGUUCGACCCCAUCCUCUCUUCGCGAAAGGAACCUGGCAUAAACCCCCAGGAGAAGGCUGGUAUCGCGGUCCUCAAGAUGUUCCAGAUCAUGGGCCAGAUCCUCUAUCUCAUGACCUUCAGUGACAGUGAGAUGCAGUUUGAUAGCUUCAAGGGCCACUUUGAAGCCAUCGUGGAUCUCGCCACCGAGGUGGUGGGCGACGAGGAGCAGCGGGCGGCUCAGCGUCGCUGCCCGAACCAGGACGUGUACUGUCGCCACCAGCACCACCAGCUUGCCCGCCUGGGCGUUGCGGGCUACGAGUACGCCGCAAACCACAUCAAACCCAGUUUCAGCGCCGACCUCGGCAUCGUGCCGCCGCUCUACGUCGUCGCGGCCAAGUCGCGCGACCCGAUAAUCCGCCGCCGUGCUAUCCAGCUACUCAGGAGCAGUGCGCGGCGCGAGGGCAUGUGGGACAGCGAGCUCGUCGCCCAAAUCGGCAUCUGGUUGGUCGAGAUUGAAGAGGAGGAUGACGACUAUAUCUAUUACAACAGCCCCGCCGAAACCUUCCUCCAGGACCCCUACUCCCCUGCUGCAAGCUCCGUCGCCAUGUCGGGAGCGACUCAGUCUAUGGCUUCUCCCCCAGCCUCGUCGCCGGUUGGAUCUGCCGAGUUUGCUGACGUGCCCCUCGGCCCCGGUGGUAAUGCGAGGUGGGAUGCCCGCCGCACAAGUUCCUCGACAACAGCGCCCGACUUCUCGGUCGUUAGAAUGCUUAAUUCCCAGAAGAAAGUGGUCCCGGCCGAGAAGCGCGUCUUGGUCAGGUCGGUCGAGUUCGACCUCCGCGAGCACACGGCCGUGCUCAAAUGCGGAACGAGGGGUCUCCACGCCGGCAAGCCUGACAUGAAAUUCAGGGAGAAGCGCCUCGAAUGGUAGGACUCUUUCAGGGGCCUUUGCCCUCUUUUGUUCUUGUUCGUCGACGCGGACAUGUCAACAUCACGCCCGCCAUGUCCAUGUCCAUCUCCUCUUUCUAUUCUUUCUUCAUUUUUCCAAUCCCUUUCGAUAUACCCUGAUUUUGGCUUCCGGUUUUCUUUCCUUGAUUUGUUCCGUUUCUUUUUCCGUUCUAGAUGAAUGGCGUGGGGCGGAGGCACGAUUGGCAGAGCCAAAGUCUUGUGAUGAUGUGAACGCUCCGCUCCUUCCGUUUUACCACUUGCGAUUAUAUGUUUUGUUCUUGUCACUCUCACCUACGAGGAAAAUCGGAGUGAACAGAGGAAUGCCGACGGGUUCGGUCUCUUAUAUGCUGGCUGGUGGCCGCAAAUAUGUUUAUUUUCUCAAACUUUGUCCUCGGAUCUUCUCAUACUCACGCAACUCCAAGGACGAGAAUACUCCGGGGUUCCGGACGGGUCCGGCAGGGGGUCAUUACAUGGGCCGCUCGCUGAUUGCACAUCCCAAGGCGUUUUGGUGUGAAGGAAAAGGAAGAGAAAACUGUAACACAAACAUUUCAUGGCAACUAGGAAGCCCAAAGCAAGCUCGGAUAGUCUGGGCCGAGUGUGGGCAUGAAUAAAAAUAAUGAUGGAGAAGCUCUGAUAUAAACUGCG
This is a messenger RNA of Gaeumannomyces tritici R3-111a-1, 4678 nucleotides long. RefSeq lists its product as hypothetical. The transcript has 3 exons. The record is from RefSeq and is a predicted model, not a curated record. Gene Ontology annotation, biological process: regulation of DNA-templated transcription. Lineage: Eukaryota; Fungi; Ascomycota; Sordariomycetes; Magnaporthales; Magnaporthaceae. The coding region runs from base 1863 to 4016 and encodes 717 amino acids. Gene Ontology annotation, molecular function: DNA-binding transcription factor activity, RNA polymerase II-specific; zinc ion binding.